Messenger RNA from Zingiber officinale, 705 nucleotides. RefSeq lists its product as uncharacterized. The transcript has a single exon. The record is from RefSeq and is a predicted model, not a curated record. Lineage: Eukaryota; Viridiplantae; Streptophyta; Magnoliopsida; Zingiberales; Zingiberaceae. Bases 1 to 705 code for a protein of 234 amino acids.
AUGCCACAGAAGAGGAGGAAGGAGAUACAUGAAACGGUUGCACUCGCUGAAGAAUGCAGCGCAACAAUUCAAUGUGAACAUCCCCAGAAAUUGAAAGACCUAGGGAGCUUUUCUAUUUCAUGCAUCAUCAAGGACCAAAAGAUAAACAAGACUUUCUGUAAUCUAGGGGCGAGUGUGAGCUUGAUGCCCUUCUCUUUGUGCAAAAGACUAGGUCUGGGGGACCAAAUGCUCACCACUAUGACUCUUCAGUUGGCAAAACACUCGUGUAGAUAUCCCUUGGGAAUUUUAGAGGAUGUUCUUGUACAAAUUAGAGGAAUUGUGGUGCCAACCGAUUUUGUGAUCUUGGAAAUGGAUGAGGACUCUCAGAUCCCUAUCAUACUUGGAAGACCAUUCCUAGUUACUGUCAAAGUCAUUAUAGAUGUAAAGAUUUACAAGCUUUCCUUCACAGUGGGGAGAAAUAAGUUGGAAUUCAACUUAUCCAAAGUAUCAAGUGAUUUCAUUGAAAACCAAAAAGGAGAGGGAGCGAACUUUGAGCACUUGGAGGAGCAUUUUAACAGACCUCCUAAUACAGAGUCUAAUAUACAAUCUCCAAAGUACAACAAGUACAUUAUUUCAGCUAGAGCCUCAUCAAGAGAAGAAACUAUCAAUUUUGGAACACUUGGAGGAGGGGAAAGGAAUCCCCUCAAAGCUAAAGCUCUGAGUUGA